Molecule: messenger RNA, 7425 nt
Organism: Elephantulus edwardii (Cape elephant shrew)
Lineage: Eukaryota; Metazoa; Chordata; Mammalia; Macroscelidea; Macroscelididae
Gene: IGFN1
Product: immunoglobulin-like and fibronectin type III domain containing 1
Exons: 25
Coding region: 1-7425 (2474 amino acids)
Molecular function (GO): protein binding
Source: RefSeq, a predicted model, not a curated record
AUGACGAUGAUGAUGAUGGCAAUGAAGAACGCGCUUGGCCCAUCUCGGGCAGUCCAGCGCACUGGGGGGCAGCAGCUGGGCUCGAAGCCCUUGAAGAAGUCUAUCCCUGGGGUGAGCAUCCGGCAGCUGGUGGAGGAGAUCCCUGAAGGAGGCAGUUUGCCGAGCUUUGAGCAGAGGCCCAUCCCUUUGGCUCUGCAGGAAGGGAAGAAUGCCAUCUUUCGGGCCGUGGUUGGUGGGGAGCCCAGACCUGAGGUGCACUGGCAGUGCACCAAAGGUGACCUUGGGGACCACAGCAAGUUCCAGAUCUCUUCCACCCCUGGAAGCAAGGAGCACGUGCUACAGAUCAACAAGCUGACGGGGGACGAUGCAGACCUGUACCGCUGCAUAGCAGUGAACAUAUACGGAGAAGCUGUGUGUGCUGCGAGGCUCACCGUCAUUGAAGUUGGUUUCCGGAAGAAUCGAAAGAGGCAAAAGGAACCCCAGGAGGACCUCAGGAAGGAGCUGGCAGACUUCCGGAAUAUUCUGAAAAAGAGAACCCCACCACCUACCCCAAAGAAAAAGAUAGACCCCGACCAAGUGUGGCAGCUGCUGAUGACCGCGGACCGGAAGGACUACGAGCGGAUCUGCCUCAAAUAUGGCAUCGUAGACUUUCGGGGCAUGCUGCGCAAACUGCAAGAGAUGAAGAAGGAGCAUGAGGACAAGAUGGCACAGUACGUCACUGCCGUCUCCAACCUGAGACACAUCAAGGUCACCAAGGAGGGGGUGGCAACAUUUGACCUCGAACUGGACCUCAAGAAUACUGACAGCAAGAUUUACUUGUAUAAGGAUGGUGAGAUGAUCCCCUUUGGCUUUGACAACCAGACCAAGCACUGUCUGCGGAGACUAGGAAAGCGUUACCAAUUCCAGAUCCAGGACCUGCAGCCUGAGGACGCUGGCAUUUACCAGGUCAAGGUUGAGGAUGUAGAAGUCUUCUCCACAGAGCUGGACACCAGCGCCAUCCCCCCCAGGGUCAUGGUUCCCCUGAAGGAGGUCCGCUGUGAGCCCCAGGGCGAUGCUGUCUUUGAAUGCACUCUCUCCAGUCCCUGCCCCAACGCUACCUGGCUUUUCCAGCAUCGCCCACUCCGGCACAAUGAGAAAUACGAAGUGUCUGUGUCUGCCAACGGGCUGACUCAUCGCCUGGUGGUGAAGGGGGCUCGUUUCUCAGACAUGGGCCUCUACUCACUGAGCACCGGGCUCCACGUCUCCAGCGCCUGGCUGGUGGUUGAAGAUGGAAAGGAUAAAGGCCUUCUGAUGACCAGUGACGACCACCAGCUACAGGCACCAGGAGCCAGGACCUCAGAAGCAGAAAACUGUGGGAGGAUUAGUGGAAAGGGAGGGGACCCCAGAGAGCAGGAUCCCAUGGGUGGUUCCCUCACAGGAACUGGGCUGACUUCCAGCCUCCAGGGUCCAGGUGGCCCAGAGAGAGGUGGUCUUGGUGCACAUGACUACUCCUUGAUGGGGGAAGAGGAGACUGCUUACUCAGCCUGGGGUCCUGGGCAUUCGAGAGAGGGAGGCUGGGGUGGAAAUCUUCCAGGGAGAACCCAUCUACAGGGCUCAGAUUCAGGGUUGGGCCUCAUGGAAGGAGCACAGCAAGAGCAUGGCCAAAGCAGUGAUGGAGACAGAAGCUGGGGGACAGCAGGAGGCUGGGAGGCUGGCUCCAAGCCUCCUCAGGCUGGAGGACUAGGGAACAGCUGGGAGGGAAAGGAGCACAGAGGGGACAGGCAUGGCCAGUUUGGUUCUGGGGGGUCUUGGCUAGAAGGGGAAGAGAUGGAGAAGACAUUGCAAGGGGAUGGCAUAGAUGGGAUGGAAGGAAGGGGUGGUCUGAGCAGGGGAAAGGGGAGAGGAAAGGCAGGUGUGGGCUCUGGGGCUUGGGACUCUCAGGGAGGCAGAGAUUCUGAUCAUGGAAAGGCAGGGGUCCACUUGAAGUCAGGAGAGUCUCUGGGACAGGCAUCAGGUGGCAAAAAAUUCCCCUUGGGGCCUGGAAGUCCUGAGGCUCAAGCAGAUUAUGAAGGCCUAGGGGAGCUUGUGGUUGAGGGAAAAGGCUUUAAAACAGGCUCUGGAGACCCUGGAGUGCUUGGAGGCUCUGGAGACCCUGGAGGUUCUGGAAGCUCUGGAGGCUCUGGAGGCUUUGGAGUCCCUAGAGGCUUUAGAGGCCCUGGAGACUCUGGAGACCCUGGAGGUUCUGGAGGCGUUGGAGGCCCUGGUAUCUCUGGAGGCUUUGGAGGCCCUGAAGGCUAUGGAGGCUCUGGAGUCUCUGGAGGCUUUGGAGGCCCUGGAGGCUCUGGAGGUUUUGGAGGCCCCAGAGACUCUGGAGGCCCCGGAGACUCUGGAGGCCCUGGAGGUUCUGGAGGCUUUGGAGUCCCUGGAGGCUUUGGAGUCCCUGGAGGCCCUGGAGUCCCUAAAGGCUCUGGAGUUCCUGGAGGCUUUGGAGGCUCUAAAGGCUUUGGAGGUUCUGGAGGCUCUGGAGGCUCUGGAGUUACUAGAGGCUUUGGAGGCUCUGGAGACUUUGGAGGCCCUGGAGGCCCUGGAGGCCCUGGAGGCUCUGGAGGUUUUGGAGGCCCUGAAGGCUUUGGAGGCUCUGGAGUUACUGGAGGCUUUGGAGGCCCUGGAGACUCUGGAGGCCCUGGAGGUUCUGGAGGCUUUGGAGGUUCUGGAGGCCCUGAAGGCUUUGGAGGCUCUGGAGUUUCUGGAGGCUUUGGAGGCCCUAGAGACUCUGGAGGCCCUGGAGGUUCUGGAGGCUUUGGAGGUUCUGGAGGCCCUGAAGGCUUUGGAGGCUCUGGAGUUACUGGAGGGUUUGGAGGCCCUGGAGGUUCUGGAGGCUUUGGAGGUCCUGGAGGCUAUGGAGUCCCUGGAGGCUUUGGAGGCUCUGGAGACUUCGGAGGUCCUGGAAUCUCUGGAGGCCCUGGAGAGCAUGGAGGCUCUGGAAACCAGGAAGGGAGCCUACAAGAGCUCAACAGAAAGGGCUUGGGUUACAGGGAUGGGCAAGAGUCAGCUGGGGCCUUAUAUAGGAUGAGAGAUGGCUCUAAAAGCCUCCAGUCUUCCCAGGGCUUGACAACAGGAUCUCAGGGAACUGGACACAGGACAGUUUAUGGAGAAGGGUCAAAGGGCUUUGGGCCUGGGGGACUGGGAUCAGAGGAUGUGAUUUUUGGGGAUGGUUCAGGGGGCCUCAGAGGAAAGGAGCCAAGAGAUGAUGCAAGUUAUAGGAAUAGUGUUGGGGGUUUGGGGGAAAUGGGGCCAGUGAGUGAGCUGGGAUAUAGGAAGGAUUUGGGGGUUCUUGAGGGAACGGAUUCUGGGGGAGAGGGAGAUUACAAAGAUAGUUUAGGGAGCUCUGGGCUCAUUUUUUCACAGAGUGAGAUGGAUUGUAGGAAAGGCUUGGGAGACAAUAAGGGGAUGGGGCCAGGUGGUGAGGGAGGGUAUAAGGGAGGCUCAGGAAGGUCUAGGGAAAUGGGCCCAGUGGGUGGAAGGGGCUGCAGAGAUGGCUCAGGGAAAUUUGGGGAAGCAGAUUCCGUAACUGGAAUGGGCAACGAGAGUAGACCCGGAGGCCAAGAAACUAUGGGACAUGGGCCAGGCUAUAGGGUCACAUCAGAAGCAUCUCCUAGCAGCACUAGUUCCAAGGACGGUGCAAAGAGAAGCCGUGGACCAGGGGUUGUAGAUGGAGCUGGCCUUGGAGCAGCACACAGCAACAGCCUCAAGGGCCCAGGGCUCCUGGGGUCUCAGGGAGGGCCAGGGACUCUUUCAGAUGGGCAGGGUGCCAGGAAUGGUCUUGGGGGGUGUGAAACCCCAGAGACCCCUGACGCCUUGUGGGCUGUUGGUGCCAUGGGGCAGGAUGGCUCUAGAAUCCCAGGGUGUCCCGCUGGUAGAGUGGUUCUAAGUGGGGAGCGUGGGUCUGCAGACCGAGCAGGGGACAUGGGGUCUUCUGGGUCUUUUGCUGGUGGUCAGGGGCCAGCAGAGGGUGAGAACUGGUCAGGGACAGCUGCUUUACAGUCUGGUCACAAAGGGGACAUUGGGAGAGCAGGCCCCAGGAUGGCAGGCAGGGGUGGAACUGCUGGCCAGGGAGAAUGGGCACCUCAGGGAGGUGGGGACUCAGAGUCCAGUGGCAGAGGGAAGGAAGCUGGCUGGGAGGGCUCAGAAGGGCCAGGCCAGGCUCUAGACAGCAGGUCUAUGUCAAGAGAAGGGAGAAUGUCAGUCUCGGGGGCUGCCCCACUUGGUGGGACCCAUGGCCAGCCAGGGAUUUCCAGUGGCCGGGCGGGCAGGCCUGGGCAGGGAGAGACUGGUAGACACCAAGGUCCAUGGUCCUUGGAGAGCAAAGGUCUAGGUCUGGAGAACAUGGAUAUCCUGGGCAAGGGGAAUUCUGAGUGGGAGAGUGGCUUCAAUUCAACUCAAAAAUCUGGCAAAUCAGGAUCUAGGGGUUCUUGGGAUGGCAUGGGUGGGGUCAGUGACAGACGGGGCCCUGAAGACAGAUUGGGGGGCUUCCAGGACUCGGACUUUCAGUUAAACAAAAGACAGAGAGGCAGAACUGGAGGCCUCAGGGAGCAGGGGUUCUUGGAGGGUGAGAAUGGCAGGGCCCAAGGUUCCAGCACACAGAGGGAGUCUGAGAGGCCCGGGGUAGAAUAUGGUGGGCUAGACAAGGGAUCUAGCUCAUUCUGGGGCAGGCCUCAGUCAGGGGCUGACAUUGGAGUAGCUAAGAGCAGGGGAGCAGAUGAGGCCGGAGACCUGGGGCGAUCACGUGGAGGUGAAAGCAGAGGGUGCCAUGGGGAAGCUCAGGACUGGAAGACCCCUGGUCAUCUGGGCAGCAGGAGAGGCGAUGCAGGGGCAAGGGCAAAACUCCAUGGCAAGGAUGCCCCCGAAAGUCCUGGAUCUGGAUACAAGCCGGGGACCAGCAGCUUCUCCAAGCAGGCCCGAGGUCUCAUGGGCCACUUCUCCCAGGGUCUGGCUGACACCGUAGCCCAGCAAGGGGAGGCUACCAUUCUUUCUUGCACCCUCACCAGUGACCUGGGACCUGGAACCUGGUUUAAGGAUGGAGUUAAGCUCGCUGCCCAGGAUGGAGUGAUCUUUGAACAAGACGGGCUUGUGCACAGACUCGUCAUCAAACAUGUGGAGGCAGAGCAAGCCGGGAGGUACACGUUUGUAGCCGGCAACCAGCAGAGUGAGGCCACACUAACCGUCCACGACCCUCCUACCAUUGCUCCGAGCGUGACAGAGAAGCUGAGAGAACCUCUGGUGGUCAAGGCUGGGAAGCCGGUGACAGUGAAGAUUCCCUUCCAGAGCCACCUUCCCGUUCAAGCUGCCUGGAGGAAGGACGGGGUGGAAGUGCUGGGCGGCAGCAACAGAGGGGCCCAGGUGGCCCUGGGGGACGACUUCACUAGGCUGUGCCUCCCUAGCGCCAGCAGGAAGGACUGUGGCCAGUACAGUGUGACGCUGAGGAGUGCAGGAGGCUCUGUGCAGGCCGACCUCUCCCUGCAAGUCCUAGACAAGCCCCAGCCCCCACAGGGCCCCCUGGAGGUGCAGGACGGCCAUGGGACUGGUGUCUGCCUCCACUGGCGGCGCCCUCAGGAUGACGGGGGCUGCGCCGUGCUACAUUACGUGGUGGAGAGGCGGCAGGCUGGCCGAAGCACGUGGCUGAAGGUGGGCGAGCCCUCGGCAGACAGCACCACCUUCACGGACGCCCAGGUGGAGCAGGGCAGGAAGUACACGUUCCGCGUGCAGGCGGUGACCUCUGAGGGGGCUGGUGAGGCGCUGCAGUCAGAGGAGGUGCUGGUGGCUCCAGAUGCUUUCCCUGGCCCCCCUUCCACCCCAGCCAUCAUAUCAGCCUCUAGCCAGGGCAUUACACUGUCCUGGAAGGCACCUCAGGGUCCUGGCAGCGCCCACCUCUUGGGCUACCUGAUUGAGAAGCGCAAGAAGGGGAGCAACACGUGGACAGCAGUGAACGACCAGCCUGUGUCAGAGAGGAAGUGGACGGUGAUGGACUUGCGGCAGGGCUGUCAGUACGAGUUCCGGGUCACGGCUGUGGCUCCCUCAGGCCCUGGAGAGCCUGGGCCCCCAUCGGAUGCUGUCUUUGCUCGAGACCCCAUGAGUCCCCCUGGGCCCGUGCGGGAUCUCCAGGUGACAGACACGUCAAACACCAGCUUUACCCUGAGCUGGGCCUCACCGGAUACCCAGGAUGCGGAUGAAGCCUUGGGGUAUGUGGUGGAGCUGUGUGGUUCAGAUAGUCUCCAGUGGAGCCCAUGCCACGUGGGCACCUUGGCUGUCACCACCUACACAGUCAAGGGGCUUCGACCUCAAGAGGGCUACUUCGUGCGGGUGACGGCUGUUAACGACGGGGGACGUGGCCAGCCCACUGCACUGGACAUGUUAGUGCAAGCUAUUCCUGCUUCUGUCUGUCCCAAGUUCCUUAUGGACUCCAGCAUGAAGGACUCGCUGACAGUCAGAGCUGGGGACUUGGUUCGUGUGCCUGUCUCCUUUGAGGCAGCACCCAUGCCUAAAGUGACCUGGCUGAAGAACGGCUUACCUUUGCCCACAAGAAAUGUGACCACCACCAAAGAUGGCCUCACCCAGCUUCUGAUUCCCAUGGCUAGCCUCUCAGACAGUGGCCACUACACUGUGGUGCUGAGGAACCUUCAUGGGAAGGAGGCCACUUACAGCUUCCUCAUUAAGGUGGCAGCGUUUCCUCGAGCUCCGGGGCCCAUCCGCCUGCAGGAGAACGUGCCCGGCACUGUGACGGCCGAGUGGGAUCCCUCCCCGGAUGAGGCAGGGGCCGUCCCGCUGCACUACACGGUGUCCACGCGCUCCUCUGUGCACGGGGCCUGGACGGAGGUGGCUGACCGCGUCCACACCAACCACUUCACCCUCCUGGGCGUCCUCCCUGGCCAGGAGUACCAUUUCCGGGUGGUGGCCAAGAACGAGCUGGGAGCCAGCAUCCCCUCAGACACCAGCGAGCCCUGGUCCAUCCCGCGGCAGCGAGACAGGUUCACGGUGAAGGCUCCAAGCUACCGGGAGCCCGACUUAAGCCAGAAGCCCCGCUUCCUGGUGGGCCUGCGGACCCACCUGCUGCCCGAGGGCUGCGAAUGCUGCAUGAGCUGUGCUGUUCAGGGCUCUCCCAGACCUCACGUCAGCUGGUUCAAGAACGGCCAGAGCCUGGAAGGAAACCCUGCAGUGUACAGCACCAACGUGCUAGGCGUGUGCUCCCUCGUCAUCCCUCGCGUGUCCCUGAAGGACAGUGGCCUGUACAAGGCUGUGGCUGAGAACAAGCUGGGUCAGGCGGUCAGCACAGCGACCCUCACUGUCACAGUGAAGAAGCUGUGUGUCAUCAUGCCCCCACCCUGCUCCAACCACUCUGACUGCUCUGUGUCUCAUCCCCAAGCCACGGACCACUGGAGCGAGACGUGA